UAAUACAACGACCUUCCGACAUUAAACUCCUUUAAAUGGUAGCGUAUGUAAGGAUCUCACAAAUCGGUGGACCAUAAUGAUGAAUGGAAAAGUCAAAAUGACUUAGGUUUUGCACAUGAAUCAGAUCAUCAUUUGACUUCAAUUGUAGCCAACAAAUUAAAUUAUGAAGAGCGCAGAUCAUCAAGGAAAAAAUGGGAGUAAUGAUAUACUAGAAAGAAGCAGUAGUUUAGGGAAUGAAAUUGAAGAAAUAGAAGAGGAUGGGGAACAGGGGACUAUCAAUAAUGGUUAUGUUCCGGCAAGUGAGUUGUUUGAGAUUGAUAAUAAUAGAGGAGGGUUAGCCACAAUUAAAGAAGGUCAUGAAGUUGAAAGUAGUUUGUAUUCUUUUGAUUUCCAUAACAAUGGGAAUGUUGUUGUCUAUGUUGCUGUUGGGAAUAGUAGUAGUGGUAAUAAGAUUAGUAAGGAGUCAAGUAUGGAUGCUCUUCUUUGGACGCUCAAACAUGUUGUGGUGGAUCCCUCUUCUACUAUUGUUUUCCUUAUUCAUAUAUAUCCUGAGGCCAAGUACAUCCCUACUCCUUUGGGAUUGAUUCCAGUAGGUCAAGUGAGUGCAGAGCAAAAGGAGAACCACAUGGCUCAAGAAAGAGGCAAAAGGCGGCAAUUCCUUCAGAAGUUUUUUGAUGCAUGUGCUUCUACAAAGGUUAAAGUCGACACCAUACUUAUAGAGAGCGAUACAGAGGCAAAAGCCAUACUGGACCUCAUGCCCAUCUGCAACAUAAGAAGGCUGAUCUUGGGAACUUCUAAAGCCAAUCUCAAGAAACUAAAAUCGAGAAAAGGUAAUGGAACAGCAGAUCAGAUAAUACUAAAUGCACCUGAAUUCUGUGAAGUUAAGAUUAUAUGUGAAGGCAAGGAAAUGGUUGAGCUGCAGAUGUUUGAAUCUCCUUCUCCCCAAGCCACUACUGGUAAUAGUCCAAAGCCAAUUCAGAGUCAUACCGAAGAUCAAAGUCAAGUCCAGAAUGGAUCCUUUGGAUGUGGAUGCUUUAAAGCCAGAGUCAUGCCUAAAAUCUUCAACAAUCUGCAUUAGCAUUAAACCCAAAAUUCAAGGCUGGAUGUCAAUUUCAAGUAUAACCCCCAAAUCUGCCCCAGGGUUUACAUGAACGUUGUAACUAUAUGUUGUACAUCGAGAAACAAUUAAUUUACACACCAUCGUUGAUAUGUUCAAAAAGAUGUAAAGUUCGCUUUUUUUCCUGAUUCAA
Messenger RNA from Solanum dulcamara, 1250 nucleotides. RefSeq lists its product as uncharacterized. The record is from RefSeq and is a predicted model, not a curated record. NCBI's taxonomy places the organism in Eukaryota, Viridiplantae, Streptophyta, Magnoliopsida, Solanales, Solanaceae. Bases 164 to 1078 code for a protein of 304 amino acids. The transcript is spliced from 4 exons.